AUGAAGUUCGCAGAGCAUCUUUCUUCCCAUAUCACACCGGAGUGGAGGAAACAGUACCUUCAAUAUGAGGCGUUCAAGGACCUGCUGUAUGCUGCCCAGGACCAAGCUCCCUCCAUAGAAGUCACGGACGAUGACACCGUGAAGAGGUACUACGCCAAGUUUGAAGAAAGCUUUUUCCAGACAUGCGAGAAGGAACUCUUAAAAAUCAACACAUUUUAUUCAGAGAAGCUGGCUGAGGCCCAGAGGCGUUCGGCCACACUACAGAAUGAGCUGCAGUCGUCCCUGGAUGCUCAGCGGGAGAGUGUGACCCCUCCAGGCCUCCGCAGACGGAAAACCAUGUUCCACCGCUCCCAGGAGGAACGAUGCCAACACCGCAACAUUAAAGACCUGAAACUGGCCUUCAGCGAGUUCUACCUCAGCCUCAUCCUGCUACAGAAUUACCAGAACCUGAACUUCACAGGUUUCCGAAAGAUUCUAAAGAAACAUGACAAGAUCCUGGACACAUCUCGAGGGGCGGACUGGCGUGUGGCCCAUGUGGAGGUGGCUCCUUUUUACACCUGCAAGAAGAUCACACAGCUUAUUUCUGAGACAGAGACACUGGUCACCACAGAACUGGAGGGAGGGGAUCGUCAGAAGGCCAUGAAAAGGCUCAGAGUACCUCCACUAGGUGCUGCUCAGCCUGCUUUGGCUUGGACAACAUUCCGAGUCGGCCUCUUCUGCGGCUUCUUCAUUAUUCUGGCCAUUGCCUUUGUUCUAACAGGUGCAGUGUUCAUUCAAUAUGAGAAUGUCUGGCCUCUGGUGCGGAUUUACCGGGGCGGAUUCCUCCUGAUACAGUUCCUGUUCCUUUUGGGCAUCAACACAUACGGCUGGAGACAGGCCGGAGUAAACCACGUCCUCAUCUUUGAAAUCAAUCCCCGAAACAACCUCUCACACCAGCACUUGUUUGAGAUCGCUGGAUUUCUGGGGGUGCUGUGGUGUGUCAGCAUCCUGUCCUGUUUGUUUUGGGAGUACACCUACAUCCCCAUGCAGAUAAACCCACUCAUUCUUUACGGAUUCAUGUUUCUGUUCCUCAUCAACCCGUUCAAGACGUGCUACUACAAGUCACGCUUCUGGCUUCUCAAAUUACUGUUCCGUGUCUUCACAGCUCCAUUUCACAGAGUGGAGUUCGCAGACUUCUGGCUCGCUGAUCAACUCAACUCUCUGGUGUUUGUUCUGAUGGACCUGGAAUAUCUCAUCUGUUUCUACAUAUUUGAGCUGCAAUGGAGCAACAACAAUGGGCUAUUACCCAAAUUUAAGAGUCCUAAUGAAUACGUCUGUCACAGCUACUCGUACGGCCUGCGCGCUGUUAUCCAGUGUCUGCCGGCAUGGCUCCGCUUCAUUCAGUGCUUGAGGCGUUACCGUGACACCAAGAGGGCCUUCCCACAUUUGGUCAACGCCGGAAAAUACUCCACCACAUUUUUCGUAGUCACCUUUGCAGCUCUGUACGCCACGCACAGAGAUCAAGGCCACACCGAUGCAGACACUUUCUUCUACAUGUUGAUCAUUUUCUCAACCAUAAGUUCCAUUUACACACUUAUCUGGGACCUGCGCAUGGACUGGGGUCUGUUUGACCUCGGAGCAGGAGAAAACACCUUUCUGAGAGAAGAAAUAGUUUAUCCUCAUAAGGCUUAUUACUAUUGUGCCAUAUUAGAAGAUGUGAUUCUGCGCUUCGCCUGGAUCAUCACCAUCUGCCUGACCACCAUGACAAAGAUCCAUUCUGUGGGAGACAUUGUUGCCACGGUGCUGGCACCUCUGGAAGUCUUUAGACGCUUCGUCUGGAACUUCUUCCGCCUUGAGAACGAGCACCUGAACAACUGUGGUGAGUUCCGUGCCGUUAGAGAUAUUUCUGUGGCUCCACUGAACGCAGACGACCAGACCCUGCUGGAGCAGAUGAUGGACCAGGAAGAUGGAGUUCGCAACCGCUCUGGCAAAAAGGCCUGGAAGAGGUCUCACAGUCUGACCCUGCGGCGCCCCCAGCUGUCCACUUCACAAUCUAAAAAAGACACAAAGGUUCUUAUUGAAGACACGGAUGAUGAGGCCUUCAGCUGA
Messenger RNA from Knipowitschia caucasica, 2088 nucleotides. NCBI's taxonomy places the organism in Eukaryota, Metazoa, Chordata, Actinopteri, Gobiiformes, Gobiidae. The record is from the annotation of a GenBank genome assembly.